AUGGCUGCCGUGCAAGAUGCUCGACCAAUUCGAAUCCUGAUCAUCAAUCCCAAUACCUCCUCUCAUAUGACAGAUGGCCUAAAGCCCAUCCUGGCGCGCCUGAAUUACGUCGAUGUACAGUUCGAAUACUUUACAGCACCCAACCACCCCGUCACAGUUGGGGGACAUACCUACGAACCAAUCGACAGCAUCGAUAGUGGGGAAGAGUCGGCCCGAUCAGCAUAUAACUGCUGGUCAGUUCUAGACUUGGUUCCACAGUAUGAUGCGUUCUUGGUUGCGUGCUACUCGGCACACCCGCUCGUGGGCGUAUUGCGACAGCGUAUUAGGGAAUUAGAAGAAGCCGAUCCCUCUGUCGGCAAGAAAUAUGUGACUGGUAUUUUCGAGGCUAGCAUCACGGCGUCACUUUCGUUGAUCAGCGCUUUCAACUUCGAGACCAUUGGCAGCCUGAAGAAAAAGGAAGUCGAUGAAUCAUUCGGCAUUGUGUCGACGGGCAGUGCCUGGAAAGAUGAGCUCAACAAAGCUGUCACAGCUAUGCUUGGCACUCAGGGCUCUACCCGGUUUGCAGGCGUUCAGACCACUGGGUUGACAGCUGGGCAGCUCCAUACAACAGAUCCACGGGAAGUCAAGCAAAAAAUAUGCGAGGCCACUCAGCGGUUGCUUCAAGAUUCUUCGGUCCCAGUAGGAGCCAUUUGCAUGGGUUGUGCGGGAAUGGCAGGUAUGGAGGAAGCUGUUCGUGCAGGUUGCAUCCAAACCUACGGAGAAAUCAAGGGCCGAAAAGUCAGGAUUGUGGACGGCGUUGUCUCAGGAGCUGGGACUUUGGUGACAGCUUGCCGCACAAUAAUUAUUUCCCGCGAUAACGCGGUACGCGUGCCCCAAUCGAUCUCUCCUUCAUCUUCGACGGUGUGGACGACGAUGCCUCGGGAAAUCAUCACCAUCCAAGCCGGCCAGUGCGGCAACAACGUUGGUGCUCAAUUCUGGCAGCAGCUAUGCCAGGAGCACGGAAUUAGCCAAGAUGGUAACCUCGAGGACUUCGCGAGCGAGGGCGGGGAUCGCAAGGACGUUUUCUUCUACCAGAGUGACGACACCCGUUAUAUUCCCCGGGCUAUUCUCCUCGACUUAGAACCACGUGUGCUGAAUAACAUCCAGUCGGGCCCCUAUCGCAAUAUUUACAACCCCGAGAAUUUCUUUAUCGGACAGCAAGGUGUUGGCGCAGGAAACAACUGGGGUGCUGGUUAUGCAGCAGGCGAGGGCGUGCAAGAGGAGAUCUUCGAUAUGAUUGAUCGAGAAGCGGACGGAAGUGACUCGCUCGAGGGUUUCAUGUUACUACAUUCGAUUGCUGGAGGGACAGGAUCAGGCCUGGGAAGUUUCAUUCUGGAACGCAUGAACGACCGCUUCCCCAAGAAGCUCAUUCAGACAUAUUCUGUUUUCCCAGAUACACAAUCGGUGGACGUGGUUGUCAAUCCUUACAACAGCUUGCUAUCUAUGCGCCGAUUGACUCAGGAUGCCGAUUCGGUCGUCGUGCUUGAUAACGGUGCUUUGUCAAGGAUCGUGGCUGACCGACUUCAUGUACAAGAGCCUUCGUUCCAGCAAACCAACCAGCUUGUAUCAACCGUCAUGUCAGCAUCGACCACAACGCUCAGAUACCCUGGAUACAUGCACAAUGACCUUGCUGGCAUCAUUGCCUCCCUGAUCCCUACGCCCCGCAGCCAUUUCCUCCUCACGUCUUACACCCCUUUUACUGGUGACAACAUUGACCAAGCCCGGACUGUACGCAAGACGACCGUCCUUGAUGUUAUGCGUCGCCUUUUACAGCCAAAGAACCGGAUGGUCUCGAUCAACCCCAGCAAAUCCAGCUGCUACAUCAGCAUCCUGAACAUCAUCCAGGGUGAAGCAGAUCCUACCGACGUCCAUAAGUCCCUCUUGCGGAUUCGGGAACGCCGACUCGCAUCGUUUAUCCCAUGGGGUCCUGCUAGUAUCCAAGUGGCACUCACGAAGAAAUCGCCUUAUCUGCAACAUACCAACCGCGUUAGCGGUUUGAUGCUUGCGAACCAUACGUCCGUGGCAACGCUCUUCAAGCGUAUCAUCCAGCAAUACGACCGUCUGCGCAAGCGCAACGCUUUCUUGGAACAAUACAAAAAGGAAGCGCCCUUCUCUGACGGCCUGGGCGAGUUCGACGAAGCUCGUGCAGUCGUCAUGGAUCUUGUGGCGGAGUACGAAGCGGCUGAGCGCGAAGACUAUCUUGAUCCUGAUGCAGGCAAGGACCAACUUGGAGCGUAA
Penicillium chermesinum is the source of this 2277-nucleotide messenger RNA. RefSeq lists its product as uncharacterized. NCBI's taxonomy places the organism in Eukaryota, Fungi, Ascomycota, Eurotiomycetes, Eurotiales, Aspergillaceae. Gene Ontology annotation, biological process: meiotic spindle organization; mitotic sister chromatid segregation; mitotic cell cycle. The transcript is spliced from 8 exons. The record is from RefSeq and is a predicted model, not a curated record. Bases 1 to 2277 code for a protein of 758 amino acids. Gene Ontology annotation, molecular function: structural constituent of cytoskeleton; GTP binding. Gene Ontology annotation, cellular component: spindle; cytoplasm; nucleus.